AUGGAAGACUGUAAGCCAGUCCACACACCAGCAGAAGCAGGAACGAAGCUAAGUGUUGAAUUAGUUAGAGAAUCUGUCAACCCAACACUGUUUAAAAGCUUGGUGGGAAGCUUAAGGUAUCCAACUUUUACUCGCCCAUAUAUUAUAUAUGCAGUUGGAGUAGUCAGUAGAUACAUGGAGAAGCCGAAGCAAGAUCAUUUCAUUGCAGCUAAGAGAAUUUUGAGAAACAUAAAAGUUACGCUGAAUCAUGGUUUGUUUUACACAUACUCUCAAGAUGCACAAUUGGUUGGCUAUUCAGAUAGUGAUUAUGGUGGAUAUAUGGAUGAUGGUAAGAGUACUUUUGGAUAUGCAUUUCAUAUUGGAUCAACAGUGUUUUCAUGGUCUUCAACGGAGCAACAAACAUUUGCUCUUUCAACAUGUGAGGCAGAAUACAUAGCAGCUGCAACAUGCACAUGUCAAGCUAUUUGGUUGAAGAAUAUUGAGUGA
Messenger RNA from Lactuca sativa (garden lettuce), 486 nucleotides. NCBI's taxonomy places the organism in Eukaryota, Viridiplantae, Streptophyta, Magnoliopsida, Asterales, Asteraceae. The record is from RefSeq and is a predicted model, not a curated record.